AUGCGGCCUAGUAUCAAAAGUCGCAUGAUUAGUCACUUCAAGAAAUGGUGGUGGGCACAUUGCAUCGCACUUGUCGCAGUCGUACUUGUCGUUGCCCUUCCUUUAAUCUACGUCCUUUAUCCGAAAAUCGCACGGGCUGGUAUCAAUGAUUCCACACUUGAUAUCACAUCAAUGGUCAUAAGCAAUCCCACACCGGGCUCGUUUCACCUAAAGGCAAAACAGAUUAUUGGAACGAAGAGUUCCUUUCACCCAACCAUUCAUGGAUUCAAAGCUCAGGUGAGCCGUCCAGAAGCGGCAAGCGCCUUCGCAGCUCUGCAAAUACCGGGGCUCAAGGCGCGAGAUAAUGCGACGGUGUCCGUAGACCAGCGCCUCUAUCCGACUGAUCAAGAAGAGUUUGAGACAUUGGUAACGGAUUUCAUGAUCAAGAAUGUGGUUCCGUUACAUGUCCAUGGCAAACCUGCCUUGAGGGAGGGAGGCCUCCCUAAGAUAACCGUGACAUAUGAUAAGACAGUCCAUCUGAAGGGCUUUAACAGGCUCCGUGGAUUCAAGCUGUUAGACUUACAUAUGACCAAGUUCGAGGCCCGCAGAAUAAACGUUGAAGGAGAGGUUCUGAUCCCCAACGCAUCUGUAAUAACAAUUUCAUUAGGGAACAUAACAAUGGACCUAUCCGCCUAUGGGACCGCAAUUGGCAAGUGUUACCUGUCCAACUUGAUGCUCCGCCCGGGCCAGAAUACUAUCCCUAUAGAAGCCAACGUGGAUGCCACUGUCUUGGCGGAAAUUAUUCUGAAGAACGGGGAGAGGUGGAUCUUGCCAGUCGACAUCGCGGCUUCAGAGGGGUCGAGCGUCUAUGACGGUCAGGUUAUCCCAUAUUUUUCGAAGGCUAUAGCGGCCAAUAACCUCACCGUACAGGUGGAUUUAAAAAAGACUUUGGGCGAUACAUUUUGGGAUCUUGUUAAAGGAGUGCUUUGA
This is a messenger RNA of Aspergillus alliaceus, 969 nucleotides long. RefSeq names its product DUF3712 domain-containing protein. The record is from RefSeq and is a predicted model, not a curated record. Lineage: Eukaryota; Fungi; Ascomycota; Eurotiomycetes; Eurotiales; Aspergillaceae. The coding region runs from base 1 to 969 and encodes 322 amino acids. The transcript is spliced from 4 exons. Gene Ontology annotation, cellular component: fungal-type vacuole membrane.